UCACUGUACAUAUUUACAAACAAAACCUUUUAGGUGUGAACAAACAAAGGAAUUACAUGUGGCUCGUUACGCUUAUCCUUCCGGUUAGUGUUUUUGUUAGCAAUUCAUCCUAAAUACCUCUGGUUUGUUGGCGGAACAGUAACAACAACGACAACGAACUGCUGGUGCAGCUACUGCUUUGUGUUGCGUGCUGAUUUACCACCCCUUCCCCCUGGCUCUAUUCAACGGUAAUUGAAGCCCGCAUGUACACACACAUCGUAAGAGUGUGAGGCUAACAGUAUGAGGAGAAACUUCUAACAUCGAAGACGAUACGGGUGCGUGCCCUUCACCGUUCACCAGCGCAGCGCACAUCAACAUCAUCAGGGAAGUGUUGGUGGUGGUGGUUGUUGGUGGGUGUUUUGUUUCUUAUCAGCAAUCAUAAUCGCAACGCUUAGAGCAUCGCGACUGGCAACACCCGAGACACACUGGGCAGGAAGAACAUCUGUCUCGCGACGCAGCUUCCAGUCUUUGUUGCGAAUCGAACCAUUCGGGACGGACGAGCGGACGAGUGUGUAGUGUAGCGAUGUGUUGCGUGCUCUGCGAAGCCCCGUAAAGCCACCGCUACGACCCCCAUCCGAACGAGCGACCGAUGACUAAUACAGGGCGCACCAGAGAGUAGCAGCAAAGCAGUGGAGUAGCAGAGUGAGUGAAGUGAGAUGGAUUUUGCAACCAACGUGCGGCCGCUGCUGCAGGACACGGACGACCGGGAGACGGAGAGCGACACCUUCCUGGACGAUGCGUACGCGGGCUCGAUCAACGCGUCCACCAGCAACCUGCCCGACCCGGACAAGGAGACGGCGGUGGAGACGCGCAUGGCGGCGGCCGGCCACCGGAUCGCACCGUCCGACAAGUUCCACUACACGUACGCCGUGUUCUAUCUGAUGGGCAUGACGACGAUGGUGCCGUGGAACUUUUUCGUCACCGCCGAGGAGUACUGGCAGUACAAGUUCCGGAACGUGUCGUCGAACGAUACGUCCGCGCUGACGCCCCGGCAGCUCGAGUUCCAGUCCGACCUGAGCAUUGCGGCGGCCGUCCCGGGCACGGUGUUUCUCAUACUGAACGCCUGCGCCGGCCACAAGGUGCCGCUGCACGUGCGCAUGAACGGAUCGCUCGUGCUGAUGCUGCUGAUCAUGAUCGGCACGACGGCGCUGGUGCGCGUCGACACGGACCAGUGGCAGGAUGCGUUCUUUAACCUCACGAUGCUAUCCGUCGUCGUGAUUAACAGUUUCUCGGCCAUUCUCACCGGCGGCCUUUUUGGCAUCGCGGGACAGUUCAGUGCUCACUAUAUGACGGCAGCCGUUAGUGGGCAGGCGCUGGGUGGCAUCUUUUCCGCGGUCGCCGACAUUAUAGCGCUCACCUUUGCCAGCAAUCCGUCCACCACCGCGUUCGUGUUCUUCAUCGUGGGCUGCGCAGUGUUGCUGCUGUCGCUCUUCGCCUACAUCGUCAUGUCGAAAACGCUCUUCUUCAAGUACUACACCAGCUCCAAGACGCUGAUGAAAAGCUCGCUCGAGGCGGACCCAGCCGCCAGGGCCGUCUGUGCCCGGCUCGAGCCGCGCUUCCCCGUCGUACUGCGCAAGAUAUGGAUUUACGGCUUUUCCGAGUGGUUGGUGUUCGUGACGACGCUGUCGAUCUAUCCUGCCGUGACGGUGCUGGUCGGCUCGCAGCACCACGGUCGGCCGUGGAACGAUGUGUACUUCCUGCCCGUCGUGAACUAUCUCCUAUUCAAUACCGGCGACUAUUUGGGGCGCGUCUUUGCCGGCUUGUUCGAGUGGCCAUGGAACAAUUCCAUCCUGAUCGGUGUACUUACGAUCGCGCGUAUCGCAUUCGUGCCGGCGAUGCUGCUCUGCAACAUUACCCAGCAUCACAACUUCCCGGUGCUGUUCCACUCGGACUACAUCUUCAUCGUGCUGAUGGCCGCCUUCGCCCUGUCGAACGGCUACCUUGCCAACAUUGCACUGAUCGGUGCGCCCCGCGCUGUGGACGGGCACGAGAAGGAGAUGGCGUCCUCGAUGAUGGCCGCCUUUCUCGGCAUCGGGCUCGCGUGCGGUUCGGCCAUUAGCUUAAUGAUCAUCGAAAUGAUCAAGUGAUACACAGACUUUCCUUAGACCAAAACGGGGUUCGAUCCUCAGCGAAAGCAGAAGAAAAAAAGAGGAAACGACGAAACGAGUUCCUAUUGGGAUUCGUUCGAAAGCGUCCCCCACGACAUAGCCUCCAAUGAUGAACUGUUAUACACUCACCUCUACCCACUGUUAUAUUAGAUGCGAAGGUGAAUUACUUGUUUGUUAAAAGUGAACUGAGCGUAAUUUAGGAAAUUAUUGAAAGGUGAGCAAUGAGAGAAGGGGGAUCGUACUGCAUUAUCAUGCGAGAAGAAUUUAUAUAGUGACAAUUUUAUGUUCUUUGUUUUCUGUUUCAUCGUUUAACCACAGCAGAGUGGAUUUGGUACGAAAAUAGCCAGGCUAAGAUAGAGAUUGAAACGGUGCGGUGAAGGAAAGAUUAGCACAUUAUACACAUACGCAAAGCAUAUAUAAAUGAAGAAGUGUAAGAUAUACUUAUUUAUACUGUCCAUAUAUUAACCAUCGCAGGGACGUGAUCGCACGGUUCAUCACGGUGCUGAAAAGCCCCAGGUUCAGUAGCGAUCAAGUGCGAUCGUCGGAGGCAUUUGCAACGAUAAAGGGAAAAAACAAGCAUAUACAAACACAAAUAAUCAAAGUAGAAACGGAUAAUACACAUAAGAGCGUGACGCAAUAAAUGGAACGCAAAUACACGAAAACAA
Messenger RNA from Anopheles merus, 2812 nucleotides. It is a transcript of the gene Ent1, whose product is annotated as equilibrative nucleoside transporter 1. The record is from RefSeq and is a predicted model, not a curated record. The transcript has 4 exons. Gene Ontology annotation, cellular component: plasma membrane. Gene Ontology annotation, biological process: nucleoside transmembrane transport. The coding region runs from base 696 to 2126 and encodes 476 amino acids. Gene Ontology annotation, molecular function: nucleoside transmembrane transporter activity. Lineage: Eukaryota; Metazoa; Arthropoda; Insecta; Diptera; Culicidae.